Odontomachus brunneus is the source of this 5341-nucleotide messenger RNA. It is a transcript of the gene simj, whose product is annotated as transcriptional repressor p66-beta-like. The coding region runs from base 516 to 2429 and encodes 637 amino acids. Gene Ontology annotation, biological process: negative regulation of transcription by RNA polymerase II. The record is from RefSeq and is a predicted model, not a curated record. NCBI's taxonomy places the organism in Eukaryota, Metazoa, Arthropoda, Insecta, Hymenoptera, Formicidae. Gene Ontology annotation, cellular component: NuRD complex. The transcript is spliced from 9 exons.
GAGGGAGGGAGGGAGGAGUGUCCACGACGACGACGGCCACCACGAUGAUGCUGAUAACGUUUGAUAAGUGAACGACCGAACAGACGUAGAUAGAUAAAUAGACAGGCAGCAAGCGGGCAGACAGGCGGACAAACGAACGAACGAACGAGAGAGACCGGCCGGUCGGUCGACUACACACGUGUGCACUGACCACAGAUAUGCGAGGCGUGCACGCCAUGUCGAGUGAGUGACGGCGGUGAGUGCAGUGAGUAAUACAUUGUAGCGUGGCGUGCGUCCCGCGGAUCGGCAGAGCGCGCCGCGCGAGGAGUGAAGAGUGCACGGUGUGAAGUGAGGCGAGAGAGAAACGACCGGCUGCGAGGAAGGGAAACAUCGGCGGCCGCCGUGACCGACGGCCAGGAGGAUUCUCUUCGCCCUGUGUAGAAAUCGCAGCCCGACUCGCGUAUGUCAGCCGAUUCGCGCCGCCAAUUCCCCGGGUCGUCCUCCAUCGACCUCCGAGAGUGACCGAGUUCGAAAGAAUGGAGGCCAUGGAUUUGGACGGGGAUGCAGUGGUGGAUCUGAGUGUCAGCAGCAGUGGCAGACGCAAUUCUCCAUCUGUUUCUGUAAAUUCUGGAGACGUCGUUGUCCCGUUGGAUUUGGGCAUUCACAUUCCCACUAGCCCCAAUCUGGAGAACAACAUGCCAGAGGCUCGUAACAUACAGAAUGCAGCUCGUGGCAUCUUGGCCCCCAAGUCAGGGGAAGACCGCAAGACAAGACGUAGUCUUAGACCUAGAAUAGAGAGAAGCUAUGCUGAGAGUCCCGAUGAACCUAGAAUGAAUGGAUACUUGAAUGGGAACGCGUCGGAUAGCGAGGAAGGUGAGCUGCCUCCUCUGCUGCCUAUCAAGGAACUGUCGAGCGACGAGUUGGCCGAACGCGAAAGAAUGUUGCGGAAGUUGAAAGAGGAGCUCAAGUCUGAGGAGAUGAAGCUGGUGCUGUUGAAGAAGCUGCGUCAGUCUCAACAACUAAAGGAGAACAUCGCAGUGCCCAAGGCUCCUAGCAAAUUGCCACCACCGGUGACGGCAGUACAGCAGACGCCUCACAGUCACAGAACGGGGAAAGCGCCGCCGCCGUUACUCAGAGGCCAGCCAGCACCUAGCAGAAGUAGCAGUUUGCAUGCUCCGCCACCAGGCAUGGUAUUGCCGCCAACUGCGGGUCGAAAUGCGACUAUUUCGAGUACAGGGAUACCUCCGAACAUGGUGAUACCGCAGCCACCUCAUCCUAGAGGUAGACCGCCCAGCACGACGCCGAAUGUGUCGAGUUAUCAUGCACCGGCGGACAGAACGGAAAGAUCCACAAAGGAUCCGACACCAGCCCCCGCACAUCAACUGCUUGUUGGAUCGCAGGAAAAUAAAACCACCGCAUCCUUAAGCACGCCUGUGAAUUCAGAACAGGAGCGACAACGGGAGGAUAAUCAGACACCUGCUCAACGUCAAGCAGCCGCCAAAUUAGCCUUAAGGAAGCAGCUUGAAAAAACACUACUGCAAAUACCACCGCCAAAACCGCCGCCUCCGGAGAUGCAUUUUGUACCAAAUCCCUCCAACACGGAGUUCAUAUAUCUGGUCGGUUUGGAGCAUGUGGUGGACUUUAUUACAAAGGAGCCGGCUGUUCCGCCGCCUCCCGAGCCGUUCGAAUGUUCACAAUGCAAGACAGAUUUCACACCCGUAUGGAAAUGGGAGAAAAACCUACCUGGAGGUAAUAAGGACAGUCCUAGAGGACAGCAUGCGACCUUCCAACGGCCCGCAGCGGGUCGCGAUCCGAGAGUUAUAUGCGAACAUUGCGUGACGACUAACGUGAAGAAAGCACUGAAAGCGGAACACACUAAUCGAUUAAAGACUGCUUUCGUGAAAGCGUUGCAGCAGGAACAAGAGAUAGAGCAAAGGCUAGCACAAGCGGGGUGUCCAAGUCCGGAUCCCCCUGCCCCGAAACCAGUUCCUAAAGCAGCCACUCCCACGAGAAGAGUAGCCACACCACCCGCACCUUUACCGCAGGUACCACCUCCGGCACCGACGUUGACGCCAACACCGCCGGCGCCAAAGAUGCAAGAGCAUCCUCUAGUAAAACUGGCUGAAAGUGGAAAAUUCAGCCCGCACCAUGCAGCAGCUGCAGCGGCUUUGCAGCAACAGUUGCUAAGAGAACUCGCGAAAAAUCCAGUGCCGGGUAUACCGCCGCAUCAGCCUCUUCCUGCUCACAUGAUGCCGCCGUUCACUUCGAUAUUGUAUCCCUAUCAAUUGGCGAUGGCGCAGGCUGCCGGUGGCAAAGGUCUCGUUGAGCUGCAGCGACAAGCGGCAGAUCUUCAACGUCAAUAUCUGCUUGACAUGAUACCGUCGCAAGCGUCUCAGGCGCAAGGCAACCAAGCACCACCGAGGGCUCAUCCACAUAACUGGAAAACGUAACCGGACGCAUUUAAGAGAACGAACAAUUAAACGCGCGGAUGUCAUAGUGCGUGGACGUAUGAUAAAAGGAAUACAGAGACUCUCCUGCUCCUCUGUGUUUAUUAUGUAUCUAUUGAAAAAAAAGGGACUCUCGGAGUGUCGUUUUCGAGUGUCGUGCGGUUGGUCACGGCCCUCGCUCUCUCUCUCUCUCUCUCUUUUUCUGUGCACCUUAUGAACAUUUUAAAUAACUUACGCCAAUCGAUAUUGACGAUGGCGCGUGGUGAAGCUCAAAUUGAUACGCGUUCGAGAAAUUACUUCGUAUAGUAUUGUGUAAAGAGUGGUUAUAAUCGUUGUGAAUAUAUGUCAAUUCACAUGUGUGUGUGUAUGCGAGACAUCAUUGUUAUAUCCAAAGGAUUUAAGGUUUUAUUGUCAAUCCCCGAAUGACUUAACACAAUAAUUAGUUUGAGUACGCAAGCGUCGUUUAAAAGAGAAAAAAGAAAAAAAGAUCAAUAUCGACCGCGUAUACGGUACUCCCCUCAAUGGAGACUGACGGAAUUGUUGUUUAUUUUCUUCCUACAUGUAACAGCAUGUAUGCGUUAUUGUUUCUCCUCAUUGUCCACCGAAAUAGUAAAUAAACGUAAAUGAUAAUCGAAUCGUGUCUACAAGCAUAUUAAUAACUCGGGUACGAAAUAACUAACGAGAACAAUCGUUUGAAUUAUUAUUAUACGAUAUGAUAUAAAGAACCAAAUAAAUAUCUACAAGGCACUAAUUAAACCAGAUAAUAAGUGUUGAAACACGUCUACGAAUCGGUUGAUUAACGAUAAAAUAGCUGUGUGAUCGCGAAGAAUGAGGUGGGACAGGGGGGAGGAGGAGGAGGAGGAGGAGGAGAAGAAGGAGGAGAGACGAGUGCGACACGAAGUGACGAAAUCGUUGAUGAAAGAAUCUUUUUUUUUUUUUUUAGGCUCUCGUUAGGUGGUUAAGCCGAUCUUUGCCGCUGGUUUCAACGUGUUUUUUGCGACCACCCGGCAGUACCUGUACUAUGUGUAUAUCUUUAUUUUCUUCGAACUGUAUUUUUAAGAAAAAUUUCACGCAAGAUAGAGUUGCGUAGUAACGUAAGGAGACGAAGAACGAUCUGUAAGAUUGAGUGUGCGCGUGUGUGUGUGUGUUAUAUGUGUACGCGUGCGUGUCAUGGCGUGUAUGUGUACGUUUGAGUGUGAGGGUGUGUUAGUAAUUAGCAAGAAAGCGAAUGUGGGAGUGAUAAUAGCAAUCUUUUUCUCUUUCUCUGUCGGUACACGGUGGAAUGUAUCGGCGAAUUUAUAAUGGAGUGACACGAGUGUCAUUCGCGCACAAAAUACGAAUUUCUCUCACACGUAACUCACGUUUACAGCUUGCGUGUAUCGGAUUUGGUCGCGAUUCAGAUAUCGAGACAUGCACGCGCGACUCAAUGACUUCGGAGUUUUCGGCGUUAACGCGAGAACUUUCGGACCAGCAACGGUGUCAAUUGAUUCGAGUUAACGCGACGCGAUUGAUUUCAUGUCACUUUUAAUGUAAAAGUAUUUAAAGAUCUUACUAGGAGAUAAUCGAGGUUCUUUCGAAUUUUGUCACAAAAAAACGGCGACACCGCCAAAUUUUUACAACGUCCUCUGGAAAAAAGUCUGCACCUAAACGAGUUAAAGGCAUCUGGCACUUGUCCCAACAAUACUAUUACCGGUUCCUCCCGCUCCUCUAUGUCUCUCUCUCUCUUUUUCUCUCUUUCUCUUUUUCUUUCUCUGUCUCUCCCCACUAAUAGUCUGAUUUUAUUGAUUCUGGGCUAACCGAUCUUGAUCAUACAUUUCCGAAUCAAUUAAAAUAUAUAGUACUGUAGUCUUGAUAUUUCUUGGUAUAUGAUACAACUUAAUAAACUAAAAUAGCAUAAUUAUCUCUUUGUACUACGUGAUAGAUUUUGAACUCGUACUUGAUAUACAUGUACACCGUAAUAAGUCUACGAUCGCAUAAUAGAUCAAGAUCUGUGUUUUUUGUGUAAGAGAAAACAGAAUAAUAAUGUCGUCGACUAAUUACCGAUCAUCGGGGCACUACUACCAACAUUAUCGAUCUUACAUAAUGGGAAAGAAUCGAACAUUUUGGGACUUCAAUUUAAUUUCGACCUUCUGACUGUGAAUGGCGAUACUCUCGGUGCUUUCUCUCCCUCUUUGAAAUUCUCUCUCUAACGACGCAAGUGUACCACAUGUAUACACGACUUUUGGAACUGACCGUGUCGAUUCGGUUGAGAGCAAAUCGUUGUUAUUAUCGUCGUCAUUAACAAUCACGGAUAAAUUAAUUGCGUCUUAUUCGGUAAUUAGAUUGCGUCUCGUUUCUCGUGGGAAAAAAAAGAGAACAAACAUUUCCUCCUAUCCUUUUUUUUUUUGUUCCAGCCUCGUCUUUCACAUCUUUGUGUGGUGCUGUUAGCGAUUAAGCGUACUCUCUCUUUCUCUCGUAUGUGUGGGAGAAUUUUAUAUCCUGAAAACACGUAAACGGCCCCAUUUGGCUACAUGACAGAAAUGAGAAAUGGCGAACAAAAAUUCAGCGGGACUAUGGAAUUUCGAGAAGCUUUACGAAAAGAGGAGAAAACAAAUGCAGAAAAGAAAAUUGACUGGCCGCGCGCGCUCCACGGGGACAUGAACGUUUUUAUCGUCACAAAAACAAAAUCGUUGAAGCUUUGGACGGAUACUCGGCACAUCAAAAAGAAGACUGUGUGACACGCGCAUAUUUUUUUCUUUUUAAUUUCUCGUCACGACGAAAAACUUGCGUAUAUUUUUUGCCAAAAUUCGUACAUUGAUCUUGAAGUGUCUAUCUAAACAAACAGCUCUGUCCCUACAAUUUAUAGAAUUAGUGGAUAAAUACAAGAUUACCGAAUACUCUGGAAACUAUAUGAAUAAAGCUUAUCAAUGAUUGUA